Messenger RNA from Synchiropus splendidus (mandarinfish), 6146 nucleotides. Its product is annotated as nascent polypeptide-associated complex subunit alpha, muscle-specific form-like. NCBI's taxonomy places the organism in Eukaryota, Metazoa, Chordata, Actinopteri, Syngnathiformes, Callionymidae. Bases 244 to 4494 code for a protein of 1416 amino acids. The record is from RefSeq and is a predicted model, not a curated record. The transcript is spliced from 6 exons.
CCAUCCUUUAAGAGAGAGCCAGUGUGCGGCCGCUUGAACGCGGAGAGGGCGUGCAGGAACGAACGCUGCUUCUUUGUUAACCUGCUGAAAUUGUCGCCUCUCACGGCGAAUUCACUGCCCUUCACCUCGGUGCUGGACCGACGACACGGGGAGUGUCUGUGUGAUUCUUCAGGAGCAGCGGAGGCGGCGUUUUGAACGGACCUGCAGUGUGCCUCAUAACCAACCACAGCUUUUUGUGACGGAAUGAAACCAGAUGGGUCUAACAUGGACACCACAGACUCUCGGGAACCCACGGAGGAUGCUGCCGUUGCAGAGCAGUCAGCCUCCCAAGAGAACAUAACGGGUCAAAUCAGACCACAGCCAGAACAUGCUGGAAAUGAUGCAGAACCUGGGGGUGCUGAGGCAAACGGGAAACCUGAGGCUGCUGCAGGAAAUAAGGUCAAGCUUCAGGCUGUGGCUCCCAAGAUUAAUCACACGAGUACUUCCUUGCAUCGCAUGACCAGGGUGGCUCCGUCUACCAACGACUCAGGAAAGUUGAUGUCAAAAAAGGGAGCCACAGCCGCGCCGACAGCAAAGGUGCCGGCAUCCAAGACACUUGCUGGAAAAUCAUCAUCAGUGGGAGCUGUAGCCAAGAGACCGACUGGAGCGGCGGCUGGUCCCUCCUCAGUCAAGAACCAAACUAAGGUGCCUGAUAAGAAGCCCGCUGGACCAACAGCGGCGACAAAAACGGCUUCUGCAGCAACAAAGUUAAGUAAACCACCAACCACAAAUGGUGUUCCUAAGAAAAAAACAGACUCUGUUGGCGUCACCAGACCUCAAGGCACAACAACAGCUGGUAGAUCCAUGGCGUUCAAAUCAGCUGCAGCAAGACCUGAAAGCGGUGCAAUUCCAAAGACAAGCAGGCCUGCAUCAGCCCAGUCAGCAUCACGACCCGCGACGUCCAGGCCCAACACCGCUCCACCCAGGACAACAUCCACCUCUGCCGCUGCUGGGAGAACUGCCACUUUUAAAGCGAGCGCAGCUCCCUCUACAGGCAGGAGCACCACAGCGCAUGGUCCCAAAGCUGCAGCUGCAAAAAAAGAUGUCAGUCAACCACCGCCUGCUGCAGCCAUUUCCAAAAGACCUCCUGCAGCCACAAGGAUGCCGCCCACCAAAAAGGCUGAACCCCCCAAACCUUCAGCCACUGCAAAGCCCUCAUCUGUUCCAAAACUGCCCGCAAAAGCAACGAGUCGCAAUGUGGUGCCGAUGAAACCACAGAAGCCUGCAAAUCCUGGCCCUGCGAAAAAGCCAGAGGCUCCUUCGUGGCCUCAUCUUGCAGUGAAGCCGCUGCUUAGCAAAACCCCUCCUGCCUCUCCAGCCAGCAAGCCCGGCAAAUAUGGCACCCAACAGGCGAGGCUCGGAAGCAAGCCCACUCAGGCAGUCUCUCCUUACAUUGCUGUCAAGAAGACAAAGUGUCCUUCGUCCGCAGCAGCAGCCAGGCCUGCAGUAGGCAAGCCUGCUGCAUCUGCUCAGGCAGAAUCAGACUGUACAGUUGCGCUGGCACAGUCUCAACCUGCAGCUCCGUCAGCACCAGAGAGAAUCUCAACGCCACCUUGUACUGAGACUGUACCGUCAGCAGUCGCUGCUCCAGAAGCUGCUUCAGUUCUCCCUGCCUCUCCUCCUCAGAGUUCCCCUGUGACCUCGGCAGUAGAAUCAGCUCCGAUAAUGGAGUCCGUUGCUUCCUCAUUGCCUAAUGAUAAGCAGGAUCCAGCGCCAGUCACAGCAACCUCGCCGCCAGUUCCCAAUGAAGAACCAUUUUACCUGUUAACAAACCAAACCGUCAGUAAACCUGCCCUCACUGUCGGCGCUAGCUCCAUCCCUCAGGUUCAGUCGGCUAAUCUGAACGACGACGACGAUGAGGAGGAACGGGAAGGAAGCCAGCUGGUGUCUGUGUCUGAAAUGAGCGGGACAACACAACCCACUGAAGAGUCCCGCCCUGGCUCUGCCGGUCCUGUAGGAGGGUCUGCGUGGAGGGCGCCUGGAGCCUUGCUGUCGGAGCUGGACUCUGAGGAGGUGAGUGGCAGCCAGCAAGGCGCAUCCGAGCUGAGUGCUCCCGGGGUGCUGGAGGGCACUGAAAGCACGGAUGACCUGGGAGAUGGCAGUCUGAAAGGAGCGUCUGCAGGCUCGCCGGACUUCGAGAAGUUCCCUGACAUACCUGCCAACGACUUUGAGGAGGAUGAGGACGAAGAGGAUGACAACGACCGAGUGUGUGACAUGGAUGUGGGCUCAGAGCGCGCGGAUGAACCUCAAAGGAUCCGGCAUGACAACGACUUGGAUGAUGAGGAGGAUGACGACGUGGACAUGGCCAGCGAAGGCGUGACUGAGAGUGGGCUGGAGAGCUACGGCAAUGCCGACGAGGACGACUUUGCAGAGGACGAAAGGUUGGACAACUUGAACAGGUUAGCCCAGCCGCCACCUCCGCCCGAGCUGCCCUCGGCUCCAGCUGCUCAGUGGGAUCAGCCUAACCCCUUUAACCCCUGGCAAGAAACCCCUCAACCCCAAGAGUCGCAGCUGCUGGUCGACUCGGUCUCACAGUCGGCAGAGCAGAUUGGAGCAGCUGCCGCAAGCCCGCUGACCGAGCCCUGGCAGGCAGACUCCCUAACACCCACCUCUACCAAAGCCUGGCAGGAAGCUGAAGCGGACGCUGCUUCCUCUGCCAGGGAAGAGGAGGGCGUGUGCGUGGAUCUGAACAUUUCUGCUCAAACGCUGGCUCCGCCUCCUGCUUCUGCUCAUGCCAUGUCUCUGUCAAGCACUGUGAGCAGUGAGGGCAGCACCCCGGAGGAGCCUGCAGACCAAAGUCAGAAAGGGAUUCCUGAAACCUUGGAGGAUCCUGGCCAGUACCUGGAGGCAGGGCACAAGCUUGGAGGAAGUGAGGAAGGCCUCGUGGAGGUCGCUGCUGAUACAAACCAAGAAGGGCUUGCAGCUGCCUCGACUUCCAACCCUUCGUCAUCCUCUGUGACAGAAGAUGAGGCCAGCGACACUGAGGGAGAGGCACAGCUUGACGACGCUUUCGUGCCAGAAAGUGCCACCACAGACGUGCUCCAGAUCAAACCCUCGGCGCGGCGCUGCCUAUCUACUCUGGACGAAGGCGACGAGCCUGAGGCUGACACGUCAACGCCGCCCUCGGCUACUUCCCUCGCAUCCUACGGCUUCGACACCACGACCACGGCGUCCACCUCCAACGCACAGUCGACUGGAGAGAGCUGCAUUAAGAGCCCUGGCAUCUUUUCCCUGGAGGAGCUUCCCGAGGAGGCAAAAGAGCUCGGCAUUGGUCCGGCACCCAACGACCUGCCACACGUUGGAGAGCCACAGUACUUGCAGUGCGAGAAGCUGGAAGCCGAAGUUCCUGUUGAAGAGAACGUUCCAGGAUUACAUGAGACCACAGCUCCUCCGAGCUUUCAGGGGUUGCUGAGGGAGAAAACGGAGGACGCCCAGCCUCCGUACUAUUCUGCUAUCUGCGAAAAGUCGGAGAACUCUUUCCCAGGCUUCACUGCGCUGCCGCACCGCCGUGAUCACGCUGCACACAGCAGAACCUACUGUGACCUGGUCAAACCCCUCUGCGCUCCGGCCUCCCCGCCUCGGCUGACCUGUGCCGACCUCCCGCCUCGGAGCGCGGGGCAGCAGGCGCUCAGCCCCCAGCUGCGCCGGCUGGAGCAGCACCAGCGGCAGCUGCAGGAGAUGCAGCAGCGCCGAGACCAACAGAACAGACCUCUGGAGGAAGCUGAGCAGGAGAGGAAGCGGAGGGAGGAAGAAGAGCUGAGGAGGAAGAAGGAGGAAGCCGAGGAGGAAAUAAAAAGGAACGAAAAGAUGCAGAGCGUCCAGACGGCUGCGGCAGCUGAGGACGACGAAGAGAUGAAGCAGAGGAGGGACCUGGAGCUGCAGCUCCAGCAGCAGCAGGAGGAGCUGAAGCAGCGGCAGCAGAUCAUGCAGUGGCAGCAGGAGCUGCAGCAGUCUGCCAAGGUCCAGACUGUCGUACUCUCCCCUUCUUCGGGGCUGUGCACCAUCUACGAGGCUCUGGAGAGUGGCGAUGAAGAGGGGGAGGCUCACCGGGCUCAGGUGAAGGAGCACGUGCCGGGAGAGGAGGCCGGAGAGAAAGUAAAGCUCUCUGAAGUGGAGCGUCCACCUCCCUCCAACCCUGAGGUCGUGCCCUCACCCACCCCUCCUGAACCCGUCUCACCGUUUGAAAUGGAGUGGGGUAAGAAAGUUGACAUCGUCCAGCAGCUGAUCAAUCAGACUUUGCUGCUGAACGGAGAUAGCUGCUCCUCCCUGCUGCUGCUCCCCGGAGGCACAGGAGGGAAACUCAGUCCUCUGGAGAGCAGCCUCUGGCCUGCCCUGCUCCCCCCUCUCACCCCACCUUCCGCCACCGUCACCUCGGUCAGCAGUUUCUCCCCAGAAGCCGCAGGCAGCUCGCCCCAGGGAGAGUGGACGGUGGUGGAGCUGGAGACGCAUCACUGAGGCGUCGCCAUGCCAAGGGCUCCAAUCCUAACUGUCGGUGCUACAGGGUCCACCUCACUUUCCCUCCAGGUUCAUGCUCAUUUAUGCAAGAUCUUUAACAUUCCGACCUUCUGAGGUAGUGCCUUCUCCGCCUGUCCACGUGCUCCUCUUAGAACUAGAUCACAAGUUUGGUUUUCCUCCUUACAGACCAGCAUUAAUGUGCUCAUGUUCAUCAGGCACUGGCCCAAGUUAGUAUGCGAUCAUCUUAAAGCAGGAUGGAAUGACUUCUUGCUGGCACAUUGUCACACCCGAAGUACAGGCCAUUCCAUCCUGGUCACACUGAUAGUGUUGCUUUGUGGUUCCAUUAUUUUACAGCUGAUGCCUGAGCUGGAACUUCAAAAUCUGAAGUUUUUUUUUGGAGCCUGAGACGAACGAGCAAAGCACUUGGAUCACUUUUCAAACUUUUCAGCAGCUUUGUGUUUCAGUCCAGGGGCAUUUCCAACACUAUGCUAUGUCAUUAUGUCCGUCGUGUUCCUUAUUUAUUGAUUUAAAUUUCUAAACGUGGCACAAAAGCUCUUGUAACACAGUAACUACUGUGGUGAACAAUGUACAAGUGGAUUUACCUGAGCAAGAGUCGACCUUUAGUGUUGUUAAGGGUCACAUAAGCAGCAGCACAUGAAAGUAUAAUAAAUGUUAAGGGAGGAUGUUCAUACCUCUGAUACCUAGUCUAGUCACUGUCUGCAUCAAGUCACCAUGACUCUGCAGAAAUGUUAAAAUGGCGGCAAUGGUUCUUGAACAAUUCUGCCAAAAAAAUCAUGUUCAUGAUGCACAACGCUUUACAUAAUGAUUGAAAGCGUGUAGAACAAACCCAUUUGUGGUGAGUUAAUGUUUUUUGUCUUGUCUAAAAAAUCUGAGUUUCCUGAGUCAUUCUGCAGAUUUUUUUUUAUGUCACUGGUUUGAUGCCUUCAUUUCGAUUUGUGAUGCAAACUGGCCGUAUGGGCUUUGAACCUUCGGCCGACACCUCCGGUCACUGUUUGGAUGUUUCAUUCCAAAGAUCUACUGUGAGGCUCAGAGCGACUGCUGUAACGGUCAGGUGCGGUUGAAGCGGGUACAUUUUUGCUCUUCAUGGAAAAACUCUAGCGGUACGAGAAGUGAUUGUAAUAUGUAAACUUGGACGUCGUUUUAAAUGCUUUACAACACAGUCCCAUCCCGACAGCGAAUAUUUAGUUUUUCAUCUGCACAGUCACCAAAGCGUCAUGUAGCGUCUGAAAAGCGAACCAGCUCCAUCUGGUGGUCAAACGUGAGCGUGAAGCGCACAGCAUCGAUGAAAUGUGUAUUUUUUUUAAUGUUGUGAGAAAUCUUGUCUUGUCAUUGAAGACUACACACUGUAAAAGAGACAUUUUGUACGUUAUAUAUUUAGAAGUAUAGUCGUCUAUAGAUGUCUUAUUUGCAAUAGGUGGAAUGAAGAUGUCAGCUGAAUGUUUGUGUGCACUGCAGAACUGUGAGUCAGCCGGAAUUUAUUUUUUAAAUAAAGCAAAAAAAAAAAGAUGGCGUGUUAAAUUAUAAGAAAUGGCCAAUUUGUUGUAAUGAAGGUGAUGAGCCUGAAUCUUGGCAGCUUCCUUUGAAGAGAGAAAUGUGUUAAUGUGAAAUAAAUUCAUUGUGAUUUGUGCAAA